AUGGAAUCGAAAAACAUUAAUUUGGCAAAUGUUCAUGGAUAUGUCACCGAUUCUGAGAAUAGUGACGUAAAUGAUGACGCAAUUAGUUUUUCAGCACAACAUAAUGUAGAUGUAAAUACAAUUCAAUUCCACUCCACAGGGAUUAACAAUAACGAACCACUUGCAAAUGAAACCUUUUGCACAGUCGAUGAAGCAUCGAUUACCAGAUCAGAUAAAAAUAUUUCGCGUGAAAUCAGUGAACCUAGCCCGGUUUCGAUUCAAUCAGACCGUGGCACAGAAACAAUGGCAACAAAUAAUGGCAUAAAUACAAACACACAAGCUUCGUCAGUUACGCUUGAGGCAUUAUAUAGUCUGAUGUCAAAAGUGAGCGAGAAACUGGCGAAUCUAGAAAUCAGCCACAACAUGACAAACACAAAAUUGUCAAACAUGGAAAUUGGGUUCCAACAGCAGUUUUCAAGUAUAAACACGCAAUUUGAAAACAUACACAGACAUUUCGAUCAACGCUUAAAUAAACUCAACAAUGAAAUCGAUCAAAAGAUCGAAGACAAAGUCAUCAAAACCAUCAAUUGUGUAUACAAUGUAUUGGGAAAUGACUUAGAAAAGAAAUUGUCAGAUCUUACAAACAAACAGGAACAGGAACUGUCAGAAAUAGUAGAAACACACAAUCAAACACAAACCGUACAAAAAGAUAUACAUGAAAACGUACAGGCUAUUCAAUUAAAUUUAACAAGAGUACAGUCCGCAUGUGAAGAAAUACCUGACCAAGUUAAUAAAAUUAACGAAGAAGUCGGUUUUCUGAAACAGGAGACUCGACGUAUCAACGCGGACAUUAUCAAAAUAAACGAAACUUUAGAAAACGGUAAUGAAAUCAAAGUAGCCGAGGACAGAAUACGCAAGGAAAUUGCUGGUAGACUGAAUGUUUCAAAUGACUUGCCUACGUCAAGCAGCAGGCAGCGCGACACUUAUACGCCAGUGCCAGAUUAUGAUGUCAAUAACGCAGAACAUCAGGUGCCCAGUGUGGCGUAUGUGCACGCACCGGCACAGGCAAACAAUGGCUAUUCGCCAAACGCGGUGCUGCAACAGGCAGUAGAAGAGCCAAGCACAAGUAAUCGGAAUGAAUAUUCCGGAACCAAUCAAAACAACGGUAACGGAUAUCAUUUUAAUGGCAGUGGACAAAACCCACACAGUUGGCAUCCGCAUGCGACAAGGCCAAAUAAUGGAACCCGGAAUUACGGAAAUCGGAGGAAUUCGGCGGCACAGAGACGUGAAGACCGAAGGUAUAGUACAGAUUGCGGUCUACGCCGGUAUGGAAAUGAUAGAAAUCAUGUGAAUGAUUGGUCAGGCCCGCGUGAUGAAAGGCGGCACACAAAUGAAAACUACAAUAGUUACAAGGUAACGGACAGUACUGAAGCAACGCCUUUGUCUCCCCCGAUAAACAACAAUCGGUCGUAA
Molecule: messenger RNA, 1452 nt
Organism: Schistocerca serialis cubense
Lineage: Eukaryota; Metazoa; Arthropoda; Insecta; Orthoptera; Acrididae
Product: GATA zinc finger domain-containing protein 14-like
Exons: 4
Coding region: 1-1452 (483 amino acids)
Source: RefSeq, a predicted model, not a curated record